AUGAUCAAUGUUUCAUUUAAAGAGUUGAGAGUGAUUGAGAAUAGAAAUUUGGAGGGAAAUACAGCGUGCAUUGUCCAUUUGGUGGUGUUGUGUGAGAAACCUCGAGAGACUGGAUUAAUUCAUGUGAUAAAGUAAAAAAGUGAACGAAAAUAACAAAAAAAAAACCGAGCAAGAAAGAUUUCUUUUUGAGAGAAGUUAACUUAUAUAGUUAUAUAGGUUAGCAAUUCUCUUGGAAGAGUACUUUGCUCUGUUUCAGAUGCUGUACAACUCCAAAAAAUUGUGAAAAAAUAAUUAUAUAAAAUGAAUAAAAGUAAAAACGUAUGGUGUGCAGUACCAGAAUGCACAAAAAAAUUUGAUUUAGAAGAUCGUUAUUUUUUUCGAUUUCCAAAGGAACAUGAGAGAUGGUUGCAAUGGGUACGAGCAUGUGGAAGGCUAGACUUAGAACCAAAAGGUCCAGAAUAUGCAUACCAGAAUUGUCGAUUGUGCCAUUUGCAUUUUGAAGAGAAAUGGUACAAAAUAAAUAAAAUGAGAACUCGACUUCACCCAGAUGCCAUACCGACAAUAUUUUUUGGAUCAGAUUGUGGGAAAGAAAACACAAUUGGCAGUGUGCAAUACCAGAAACACAAUGACAUGGAAAUUGAAGACGAAGCAGAAAUAAAUAAGAUCGGUGUUUGGGCCUUAAAGAGUUAA
Molecule: messenger RNA, 690 nt
Organism: Mycetomoellerius zeteki
Lineage: Eukaryota; Metazoa; Arthropoda; Insecta; Hymenoptera; Formicidae
Product: 52 kDa repressor of the inhibitor of the protein kinase-like
Exons: 4
Coding region: 301-690 (129 amino acids)
Molecular function (GO): sequence-specific DNA binding
Source: RefSeq, a predicted model, not a curated record